Molecule: messenger RNA, 2114 nt
Organism: Bombina bombina (fire-bellied toad)
Lineage: Eukaryota; Metazoa; Chordata; Amphibia; Anura; Bombinatoridae
Gene: SNX6
Product: sorting nexin 6
Exons: 15
Coding region: 133-1479 (448 amino acids)
Cellular component (GO): endosome
Molecular function (GO): phosphatidylinositol binding
Source: RefSeq, a predicted model, not a curated record
CCAGCAAAGCUGUCAUUCUGCCUCUCCCCUUCUAGCCCAGGCGCGCUGCUGUCACGUGUCCCGACGGCCUUGCCUCCUCCCCUUAUUCUUCGGUUCGAGUCCGUCCCCUGCCUGGCAGCAAUCUUAUCAGCCAUGAUGCAGGAAGGCCUGGAUGACGGACCCGACUUCCUGUCCGAGGAAGACAGAGCGCCCAGGGCAGUUAACGUAGAUCUGCAGCCUGACGCUACACUUCAGGUCGAUAUAUCAGACGCACUAAGCGAGAGGGAUAAAGUGAAAUUUACUGUACAUACAAAGAGCUCAUUACCAAACUUCAAGCAGAACGAGUUUUCUGUGGUGAGGCAACAUGAAGAGUUUAUAUGGCUCCAUGACUCCUUUGUUGAAAAUGAGGAAUAUGCUGGAUAUAUUAUACCUCCUGCACCUCCCAGACCAGAUUUUGAUGCUUCCCGAGAGAAGUUGCAAAAACUUGGAGAAGGGGAAGGAUCAAUGACAAAGGAAGAGUUCACCAAAAUGAAACAGGAACUUGAGGCGGAAUAUUUGGCCAUCUUCAAAAAAACUGUAGCUAUGCAUGAAGUCUUCCUGUGCCGUGUGGCAGCUCACCCUAUUCUUAGGAAAGAUUUAAAUUUUCAUGUCUUUUUGGAGUACAAUCAGGAUCUAAGUGUACGAGGAAAAAACAAGAAAGAAAAAUUAGAAGACUUCUUCAAGAGCGUGGUAAAAUCAGCUGAUGGUGUAAUUGUUUCUAGUACUAAGGAUGUUGAUGAUUUCUUUGACCAUGAGAGGACUUUCCUUGUGGAAUACCACAACCGAGUGAAGGAUGCAAGUGCCAAGUCUGACAAGAUGACUCGAUCUCACAAAUGUACUGCAGAUGACUACAACAGAAUAGGCUCAUCUAUGUAUGCACUGGGCACUCAGGACAACACUGAUAUAUGCAAAUUUUUUCUACGAGUGUCUGAAUUAUUUGACAAAACGCGUAAAAUUGAAGCCCGGGUGUCAGCUGACGAAGACCUCAAGCUUUCUGACCUCCUAAAAUAUUAUCUAAGAGAAUCACAAGCUGCUAAGGAUCUCCUUUAUAGACGAUCUCGUUCUUUGGUGGAUUAUGAAAAUGCUAAUAAAGCAUUAGACAAAGCCCGAGCCAAGAAUAAGGAUGUUUUAACGGCUGAAACCACACAGCAGUUAUGCUGUCAGAAGUUUGAGAAGAUAUCAGAAUCUGCAAAACAAGAACUUACGGACUUUAAAACAAGAAGAGUGGCUGCUUUUCGGAAGAAUCUUGUAGAACUGGCUGAACUGGAAUUAAAGCAUGCCAAGCAGAUCUUCAAAACAAGUAGUACAGAAGUUGUAAGACAAAUUACAGACAAAAGCAACACACUGAUUGUGCAGAACACAUCACUAGAAAAGUCUAUUUACAGCAAACAAGUCUCUGUAAACAUGGGCAAUUUACAGCUGUUGCAAAGCUGCUUGGCCGUGUUAAACGGUAAACCGUGAAGCACAGUCCCGUCCAUCCUUCCUUUCCUCCUAUAAAAAAAAAAAUAGGCCCUCCUUCCACGUCCUAAAGCUGCCACGACUUUAUGGAUUGGAUUUAAUGGGUAUUCUUAGCUCACCUGAGGAUGAACUAAUGCACAGUACAUGGGCUGUCUCCGUGAAUGAAGCAACAGUGUGCUUCGGAGCCCACACUUGUAUCCACUUGUAUCUUUAUUUAGUUAUCGUAUGCUCUUUCAUACUUCACAGAUUAAAACAAAAUUACCAUUUUUUUGGUGAAAAUAGUCAAUUAAAGGCUUUUCUUGUUAUGAACUGUAUUACAUAAUGCUGCCAAUCAUAUUUACAUAUGAAUAUUAAUCUUGGAUGAUAUUCAACAUUCACGGUUCGAAAGGAUUUAAUAUUGUCAUUAGUUGUUUGCGUCUUAUGUAUUGUCCAAGUUUCAUGUAACGAUUUUUUUAAACAUCUCAUUUCUUGAUUUACUGAACUAUAUUUUUUUUUAUCAAACAUUUCUUAGAUAUUCCAUAGCGCUCAAAUUUAUCUUUUUAAAUUUAAGUUCCUAAAGCUAAUGCAUCAAUAUGUUUGCCUUAACUUGUAGACUUCUCAAAUAUUGUAAAAUAAACUGUGAAUCCAAUGAUUUUUAA